AUAAUUGAGAAACCACCGUUUUUUUGUUCCCAAAAAAGAUGUAUUGAGUUUUAUUACUAAUAACCAUCAUUUGCUAAGAAACUACCACACCCAACAUGCAUUUCGUUUGUGUUUUUUCUUCGGUACGUGGCGGUAGGAACGCCCAAGUAGGAAGUAGGGAGCUGCAAGCUGGUUGUUAGCAAUCAAACCGAUGUUGUGAACGAAUGUGGCUACAAUCUUGGGUUAUACAUUUUUCUCCGUUGCUGCAUCUGUUUACCUGAUGCCCGAAUUUAUAUCUUAACAGCAUCCACUCGUCUGUUACAUGUACCGUGAGCAGUUCCACUGGCACUAUGGAACACAUCCGAACGCCAAAGGUCGAACAGGUGAAGUUGCUGGACCGCUUCAGUAACAAGACGAUCACUGGUACGCUGCACCUGACAGCCACCCAUCUCAUCUUUGUGGAGAGCAACUCGACCAACGCGCAGGAGAUAUGGAUCCUACAUCACCACAUCGCCUCAGUGGAGAAGCUCCCCCUGACCACCACGGGCUGCCCGCUGGUCAUUCAGUGUCGCAACUUCCGCCUGGUGCACUUCGUGGUGCCGCGCGAGAGGGACUGCCACGACGUUUACAGCUCUCUGCUCAGGCUACUGCGGCCAGUGUCCUAUGAUGAGCUGUACGCCUUCUCCUACAACCCGAAGCAGAAUGACCAGCAGAGAGAGGAAGGCUGGCAGCUCAUUGACCUCGGCGCUGAGUUUGAGCGCAUGGGGGUACCAUGUGACCAGUGGCAGCUCACCAAUGUCAACAGAGAGUACAAGGUGUGUGACACAUAUCCCAGAGACCUGUACGUGCCCAUCACUGCCAGUACGCCCAUCAUCGUUGGCAGCUCCAAGUUUCGGAGCAAAGGCAGAUUCCCUGUCCUUACCUAUUUCUACCAGGAGAAGAAGUCAGCCAUGUGUCGGUGCAGUCAGCCCCUCUCCGGCUUCAGCGCCCGCUGUCUGGAGGACGAACACAUGCUCCAGGCCAUCAGCAAAACCAAUCACAACUGCAGGUUCAUCUACGUCGUGGACACACGGCCCAAGCUUAAUGCCCUCGCCAACCGAGCCGCAGGGAAAGGCUAUGAGAACGAGGACAACUAUUCCAACAUCCGCUUCCAGUUUGUGGGCAUUGAAAACAUCCACAUCAUGAGAUCCAGUCUCCACAAGCUGCUGGAAGUGAUGGGAACACGCUCUCUCUCUGCCACUGAGUAUGUCAUUGGGCUGGAGAGCUCGGGCUGGUUGAGACAUGUUAAGGCCGUCGUGGAUGCUGCCAUCUUCCUCAUGAAGGCUAUGACAGUAGAGGGCGCCAGUGUGCUGGUUCACUGUUCAGAUGGCUGGGAUCGCACGGCUCAAGUGUGCUCCUUAGGAGCUCUGCUGAUGGACCCAUACUACCGCACCAUGAAGGGCUUUAUGGUACUGAUUGAGAAAGACUGGAUCUCUUUUGGACACAAAUUUGCUGACCGGUGUGACCAGCUGGAUGGGGACUCAAAGGAGGUGUCCCCGGUCUUCACCCAGUUCCUGGAGUGUGUGUGGCAGCUAUCAGAGCAGUUCCCUCAGGCCUUCGAGUUCAGCGAGUGGUUCCUCAUUCAAAUCCACGAGCACGUGCACUCUUGCCAGUUCGGCAACUUCCUAGGCAACUGUCAACGUCAGAGAGAAGAUUUGCAUCUGAAGGAGAAGACUCACUCUCUGUGGGCACACCUGUUGGCGGAGCAGCAGAACUACCUGAACCCUCUGUACGACCCCACCUUAGCAGAGACACAGCCAGUGCUGGAGCCCUCCACACAGCCUUUCCACUUCAAGUUCUGGAGGAACAUGUACCAUCAGUUUGACCGGUCCAUGCACCCCCGGCAGUCUAUCCUCAAGCAUGUGCUGACACUGACAGAAAACAAUCGCGAGAUGGAGAACACCAUCCGCAGCCUGGAGUCUAAGCUCCAACAGUAUGGUGUGAGCGUGUCUCCACUGAAGGUGCGAGUGGCCCCUCGUGAGCGCACCCGGCCCCAACGGCCGCGCUCCCUCAUCCUGGGCGCCCCACUCAGCCGCAAGGAGGCACAGCAGCAGCUGGACGAGGAAGCAGUGGUAGAGGCAGAGGAGGCACAGGAGGAAGAGGGAGAGGAGGACGGGCUGGCCCGCAGCUGCGGCGAACGGACAGUAGAGGGCAGCAGUGCCACGGAGAACGGCUACGGGGAUCUGGAGGAGGCGUUCAGCUCCAAGCCUGAGCCAGCCGUCGUCAGCCUGGAGUUCGGCGUGGCCCGGAUGACAUGCUGAGCUGGAAGGAGGCGCAGGGAUGGUGUCAGAUGGACUGGAGGAAUGGAGUGGGUGGGGGGGCUUGUAGAUAUACGCGGGGAAUGAGGUGUGUAUGUUUGAGUGUAUGUGAGUGAGUGUGUGUGAGUGUGUGAGUGUGUGUGUGUGUGUGUGUGUGUGUACGCUUGUACGCUUGUGUCGUUUGGCAGCAUUGAUGACACUACUCCCUACCUUGGCUGCCAUGUGUUGAGGGGUCGGACAGAUGGCCUUGUCUGUGUUGUAAAAUGGCUGUAAAAGAAAUGUUCUCACAGGCAUCACCUGAAGAUUUUUUUUAAAUAAAGAGACGAAUAUCAAUAGCACUAAAAUGAAUAAAUGGAUGGAUAUUACCAAAAAUCCUCAUUAAGUAAACAGUAUUUCAUUUA
Messenger RNA from Clupea harengus (Atlantic herring), 2677 nucleotides. RefSeq names its product myotubularin related protein 6 (gene mtmr6). Gene Ontology annotation, biological process: phosphatidylinositol dephosphorylation. The record is from RefSeq and is a predicted model, not a curated record. NCBI's taxonomy places the organism in Eukaryota, Metazoa, Chordata, Actinopteri, Clupeiformes, Clupeidae. Gene Ontology annotation, molecular function: phosphatidylinositol-3-phosphate phosphatase activity; phosphatidylinositol-3,5-bisphosphate phosphatase activity. Gene Ontology annotation, cellular component: cytoplasm; nuclear envelope.